CUGUGACUAGCAGCGAGGAUCAACGCCCGCCAUCCCAUCCUCCCGCUCCGACUAUCGUCCGUUCGUUCUCCUCUUUCCGAACUCCAUCCGACCAAUUCUCCACUGUCUUCAACUCCUCGUUGUCUUGCCCUCAAGUUUCGGCCUGAGAUCUCUCAUCCUCUUCGCCUCAUCUUUCACCCACAUCGCCCACCCCUCUGCCACCCAUCCGCGAUCUUCGCCACCUGCAGUCAUACACCCUGACUUGUUCUUGAACCAUCUUCCGAUAGCUCCUCCUUCAUCGCUAAUACCCCGCCACAAUGUCGACCUCUGCCCGUCGUCGCCUUAUGCGCGAUUUCAAGCGUAUGCAAACCGACCCUCCUGCUGGAGUUUCCGCAUCUCCUGUAGCAGACAAUGUCAUGACCUGGAAUGCGGUCAUUAUCGGCCCCGCUGAUACGCCCUUUGAGGACGGCACAUUCCGGCUCGUGAUGCACUUCGAGGAGCAGUACCCCAACAAGCCUCCAGGCGUCAAAUUCAUCAGCCAGAUGUUCCAUCCCAAUGUCUACGGCACGGGGGAGCUCUGCUUGGACAUCCUACAGAACCGUUGGAGCCCAACCUAUGACGUGGCCGCGAUUCUUACCAGUAUUCAGAGCUUGCUCAACGACCCGAACACCUCAUCCCCCGCCAAUGUAGAAGCCUCGAACCUAUACAAAGAUAACCGCAAGGAGUACAUCAAGCGGGUGCGCGAAACAGUCGAGAAGAGCUGGGAAGAUUAGAGACGAGAGAGGAGGGGAGACGACUAUGAUAUAUUACUAUACGCGGGUUUGGAUCUCUUGGGUUCAUGGCGAUGUUGACAAUGUCUUGCUUGCCCUGUGUUCCACUUGGGCUUGGUGCCCGAGGCAUUGAUCAUGCUCUUGUGGAAAUGCAAGGGCAGCGAACCUAAGGGACUUGCACCCCGUUGAUGACGUGCACAGCGUGGGGUUUUGGCGCCUGGUUUCAUCUUGAUCUGUUCUUCUUAUCGUGAUCUCCCAUUGGUAAUUAUGAAUAGCUGCAUCGGUUUCAUGUUUAUGUUCAUGUUGUUUGUUGUUUCACUUGAAUGCACUCGACUUUGGUGUCUCCUUGCUCAUUGCCGCUACUGCAUGUCAGAUACUCGGCCCGACAAUUCGGCUGCUUUGAAUUCUUUUAAAUUUGAGUUUCCA
Molecule: messenger RNA, 1175 nt
Organism: Aspergillus japonicus CBS 114.51
Lineage: Eukaryota; Fungi; Ascomycota; Eurotiomycetes; Eurotiales; Aspergillaceae
Gene: ubc2
Product: E2 ubiquitin-conjugating protein RAD6
Exons: 4
Coding region: 297-752 (151 amino acids)
Biological process (GO): proteasome-mediated ubiquitin-dependent protein catabolic process; DNA repair; protein polyubiquitination
Cellular component (GO): HULC complex
Molecular function (GO): ubiquitin conjugating enzyme activity
Source: RefSeq, a predicted model, not a curated record